GGCCAGCCCUGGCACAAAGUGAACCGGGGAAGAGCUUUCUGCCGCGAGGAGGCCGAGCUGCGGCUGGCCAGGGACCGCGCCCCGCUGGGCGAGGAGAAGGAGGAAGCAGCAGCAGACGUCGGCUCCAGCGGGACUAGUAGCGACCUGCUCCGGGCGGAGGAGGCAGCGCAGCAGGGCGCGGGAAGCUGCAGUGCCCGCCUCCCUCUGAUCUGAGCGCAGGUGAACCCGCCUGCAGCUGCCGCCGGCUCCUCUCCCAGCCAGCGCGUCAGGGCGAGCGGCCUCGGGGCCCUGCGACCCGCCGGGGAAGGCCAUCCGAGUAAAGGAAAAGGAGGGAAAAUGAAAUUCCUAUUCUUAAUAGCUUUCAUCCAUGUCUUACCACAAUGCACAGGGAAACCUUUAGGCAGGGAUGACUGCCACCAACAACCAUCUGAAGAAAUUAAAAGAGAAAUAGCUGGGUAUUCUGAUAUUGCCAAGGCUAUUAUCAACCUAGCUGUUUAUGGCAAAGCCCAGAACAGAUCCUAUGAAAGAUUGGCACGUUUUGUUGACACCACUGGACCUAGACUCAGCGGCUCAAAAAAUCUAGAGUUGGCCAUCAAAUACAUGUUUAAUGCCCUGUUGGAGGAUAGGUUGGAAAAUGUCAACUUGGAGCCUGUAAAAGUGCCUCACUGGGAGAGGGGAGAAGAGUCUGCUGUGAUGCUGGCACCAAGGAACCACAGCGUUGCUAUUUUAGGACUUGGAAGCAGUGUUGCAACUCCUCCAGAAGGAAUUACUGCUGAAGUCCUAGUGGUCACUUCUUUUGAUGAUCUACACAAAAGAGCUCAAGACGCCAAGGGGAAGAUUGUUGUUUACAAUCAGCCUUUCGUCAGUUAUGAAGAAACAGUCAAAUACAGAUUACAGGGAGCAGUUGAAGCUGGUAAAGUUGGAGCGGUGGCAUCCCUUAUCAGAUCGAUUACUUCCUUUUCUAUUUAUAGCCCUCACACUGGGUGGCAGGCAUACCAAUCUGAUGUGCCUAAGAUUCCGACAGCUUGCAUUUCAAUAGAAGAUGCUGAAAUGAUGGCACGGAUAUCUUCCCGAGGUACCAAGAUUGUUGUAACCCUGAAGAUGGGAGCCAAGACCUAUCCUGAUUCUGUUUCCUUUAACACUGUGGCAGAAAUAGUUGGGAGCAAGUACCCAGAACAGGUUGUACUAGUCAGCGGACAUCUGGACAGCUGGGAUGUUGGGCAGGGAGCCAUGGAUGACGGUGGUGGAGCAUUUAUAUCAUGGGAAGCAUUGUCUCUUAUUAAGGAUCUUGGGCUCCGCCCCAAGAGAACUCUGCGGUUGGUGCUGUGGACUGCAGAAGAACAAGGAGGGGUCGGUGGUGAGCAGUACUACCAGUUACAUAAGGGGAACAUCUCCAACUUUGACAUCGUCAUGGAGUCUGAUGUGGGGACCUUCAUGCCAACGGGCCUGGGCUUUACAGGCAGUUGUAAAGCUCAUGCCAUCCUGAAAGAGGUCAUGCAGCUGCUGCAGCCUAUCAAUGUUACAGACAUUUACGAAAAUGGUAGUGAAACAGACACUGGUUACUGGCUGAAAGAUGGAGUGCCAGGUGCCAGCUUGCAUGAUGACGACAGUAAAUACUUCUGGUUUCAUCAUACCCAAGGGGACACAAUGACAGUUCAAGAUCCAAGCCAGAUGAAUCUCUGUGCUGCUAUUUGGACUGUCGUCUCCUAUGUAAUUGCUGACAUGGAAGAGAUGUUGCCAAGGAAAUAAAACAGCAAGAAAGAAGACUUGCAUUUUUCAGUCCACUAAAGCAUGUGGUCCACAGCUGUGGGAAAUUCCUUUUCCAUUCUAAUUUUUGCUGAUUUUUGUUUCUGUUCUUUUGCCUCAAAGCAUAUUCUUUUUCCAUGGUUCUGGUUCUGUUUGCUGAUUUAAUGCCUUCCAUUUGUGAUGUUUAUUUCAUGUUUCUUCUAUUAAGUAUUUUUACCUUCUAAUCAAUGCCUAAUGUCUGUGUCCCAAAAUUGUGGCAAAAUAACCAUCUAUAAACAAGUAAUCCUAUCUACCAGGAAAAUACACUGAAUAGAUCUGUUGCAGUAGUUCUAUUGUGUUUACAUGUAACAUGUACAUGUACAUGUUACAUGUAACAGGGUUUGGGUUUGGUUUUAUUUUGGGGUUUUUUUGUUUGUUUUUUUGUUUUUGUUUAGCUAAUAGAAUGAUACAUGAUCACUAAAAGUAAUCUCAUGCUUCCAUAGCCUUUUAAACUAAUACAGUGUUCACAUAUAUAACCCGCCCUAUAAUGCCAAGAUUAACCCUAGAGGUUACAAUUUGCAUAAUGCCUUGUCUUAAAGGUGCAAUGGUAAAACUAUAGCUUUAAACUUUUCCAAAUCCAUUCAUAUCUUGCUUUUACUGACACUUCAAACACAAUUCAUACUGAAAUCUUACGUAGAUAAGGUUGUUCAAUUCACACUUCAUCUAGGAAAAGCCAAGACUUACAUCAUGGAGGGGAAACAGAAGAAAGAUUGAGAAUUCUGUCAGUACCCCCAGUUGGAGGGAGCUUGCCUGCCAUUUGGUGUUAAGCUUUACUACCUGGCCCUGAAAGGCCAGGUUACAGCAGUUGCCACAAGUGCUUCCCAUUGUCUUUUGGGAAGAAUGUUGUAUCCUGUUCUUUCUGUGUCAGGUUUUACCAUAUGUAUCUGCAAUGCAUUUUUAUAUGGCUCCAUCUCCUACCAUGCCAAAGAUACGGUACAUCUGUGUUCUGUGAUCUUCACUGCUUGCCAGCUGAUAACCUGGGUGAAAUUUAAGGAGUUGGCUUUGACCUGUACAGUACUAAACAUUUCUAGUCCUUGAGUUGUCUGUUCCCAUGACAGCGGAAUUCUAAACAGAAAAAGUCUGGUGGUCUUCAGUCAUUGGAGAUUUUUGCUGUCAUCAGUCUAAAUUCACAUCUUUGUCCUGUUUUUGAGACCUGUUUUUGAGACCUUUCAUGAAUUUUGGCACCACAUCAUUAUCUGUCAAGGUCUGUCAAUGUGAUUUUGCUCCUCAAAGAUCGAUAGGUUUCCAACAUGAAGAAGAAACUUUGUGUUACAAGUUUUAAUCUCUACCCCCAUAUGAGCCAUCCUUACUAAAAGAGAUAUUUUUGUCAUUAAAGCAAGUUCACUAGUUGCCAUUAUGUCAACAGGCAGAUUAUUCUGAGUUGGGAGUACUAUAUAGGAUGCCCUAUUAUAUGAGACUUCCAGAUGAAGCUGCCUGUACAUACCUCCAAGAUACAUAACAAAGUACAAUUCCAUAUUUCACAUAAAAAUUAUUCUUCCCACUAUCUUCUCAAAAGAGAAUCUGUACUACAAAUUGGAUGUUAAAAGGGCAGGUCCAAUUUACCAGGAAAAAACGUAAUGAGAGAAUGUACCACAGUCUUCGGGAAAUACCAUCUGAGAUGCAUAGAAAGCAAAACUUCUAUAUUUACAAUUGCAUAUUAGAUCACAGCUUGCAUUGAAGGGGCUAUAAAACAAAUAAAAUUAUUUCUUCUGAAGAUAAUAUGUUUUCUACCAGUCUCAUGGACUGAGAGGAAUGGAUAAUCUUCAGAGGAGAAUUGCAGACCAGCUAUUUUGCCAAACUUACAUUUUUUCCAGUAGACACUGUAGAAUUCAUAAACUUGGCUUUUCAAAUGCCUUUAUUUCAAAGGUUCUACAACAGGCCUGGGCAAAAUGCAUCCCACAGGCCGGAUCCAGCCUGUCAAACCACCAGAUCCGGGCCGCGAACGCUGUGGGGAGCCCCUGACAGGCUCCCCACUUGCCUUGCCCCACCCGCACGCUGCUCAGAAAUGCAGCUGCAGGGCAGUUUUUCUUUAAAAAAUGUGAGUCUGGAGGGGAGGGGGAAAGCUUUAGGAGCUGCUCUCACCCCCAGCAUAAUCCCAUUGGCCAGU
This is a messenger RNA of Pelodiscus sinensis (Chinese soft-shelled turtle), 3892 nucleotides long. It is a transcript of the gene CPQ, whose product is annotated as carboxypeptidase Q. Gene Ontology annotation, biological process: peptide catabolic process; thyroid hormone generation; proteolysis. Gene Ontology annotation, molecular function: metallodipeptidase activity. NCBI's taxonomy places the organism in Eukaryota, Metazoa, Chordata, Testudines, Trionychidae. The record is from RefSeq and is a predicted model, not a curated record.